GGCUAGACGUAGCUAUCUCCAGAAGGGGCAAAGGGGGCAGAAACCGCGGUGUGCGCAAUGGAGACAAGCUGAAUGUUUGUGCAGUCACUUGCCAGUUACAUCUAUGGACACUUACUGAUUUGAGGGAUUGUUUGUUAAGAGAUGGUCAAACAGGAUCUACUGGGCUGAAGGAUUGAUGCGUAAAAAGGACCAUUCUACAGUGGCACGUUAACAUUUUUACCUUUCAGCAUUGCAACAUGGCACGUAUCCCUACCAUAGUUUUGCUAUGUGUAACAUCUAUACUGAGCGGCGCAGAGUGCGUAUCUGAGACCUGCCGGGGGACGCGCUGCUUCACUGGACAGGACUGGAGGAGACAGUGCGUCGGAGCGCACUGCCAAGGGCGCACGGAGGCAGUAGCGUCCCCACGGCAGUUUCAACACGCUGCACAAUCCAGACAAGGACAAGUCUACCCGAGUUACCAACAGGAUGCUCAUUUUAGUCAUCACCAAGCCCAAAGCGCGCCGUUAGCACCGUACACCGUCAUCCAACCUCACCAGGGAGGCUUUGCGCAACACGCGGGCACGGAUGGCACCAGAAGGACGAACCCGAGAACCAUCACGGCGGAGGUGUUCCAUCCUGGCUGCGCCGGUGGGACCUGUCCGACCACUGUCUCACAUCACCCGACGAGUGAUGACAGUGUAACACGGGAGUGCAAAGGGAUUGGAUGUAAACUUCCCCUCCGGAUGCGCCAGAAGCCCAAGCCUUGCGUCGGAGACGGAUGCGGUACGCAUGGAGGGGACGACGGGAGAGGAAACUCCUCACCUGUUCAUGUGACAGACAGGGCGGCCCAAUUUCUGGAUGAGCUUCCAGACUUUGGGUCUGAACGUGGUGCGUGGAUACAGUUGACAUGUGACAUGAAACCAGGGACUAAUGAGGUUCCUUCAGAGGACGCUCUUGUGCUGCAGCUGCAGCUGUCUAAGAGCCAAGAGAAGCUCGUUGAAGCCCUCAGGGGCCAGCAGGAUGAGGUCAGGGAGCUGCAGAGGCUCCUCAGUGAGCAGCAGGGGACGAUGGUCAACCAGCAGAGAGAAAUACUGGAGCAACAGAGGAGGAUGUAUGAACAGAUGGAACAGGUUAAAGCCCAGUACAAUGUACUGAUGGACAGCGUCAAACAAACGUCUUUCCAGAACCUCCAGGGGGGGCUAGACAGUCACAUGGAAACCUUGAGUGGGCAGGUUAGAACCCACCAAGCACAGCAGGCUCUCUCUCUGCACAAGGUGGACAUGGAGGCCAGCGUGAUGGAGGUUGGUCGCUCCCUGUUGGCCUGUGGAAGCUGUGGUCCUGACGAGUACUGUGGCUUCAGCAGCGGUCAUCCUCGCUGUGAGAAAUGUACCAUCUGUCCUGCCGGCUUCUUCCUGGUCGCCCAGUGUUCAGUCCACGCAGACAGAAUCUGCCAGGACAGAGAUGAAUGCCUUGAAAUAGCUGAUCUGUGUGGAGAUCAACAGAAGUGUCUCAAUACUCCAGGUGGAUUCAGGUGUCAGGGCAUGACAGAGCGAGAUGCGAACUCAGGAAUGUGCAGCCAUGGCUACUUCUACAACUCGGACAUGGAUGAGUGUCAGGCCUGUAAUGAGUGUGAUGGAGAGCCCGUGGCUUCACCUUGUACCUUCACCACAGACACCAUCUGCUCUGGCCCUGCUGCUGGUGACAGCGCCCUCUCUCUUUCUUGGGCUGGAGAUGUGAGCCUACCUGGCUCAAAAGGCCACAUCCUUGCUCAUGCCUUUCCUAGUGUGCAGCUUCACAUCCAGGGAAGAGGCGAUGCAGGUCUGGUGUCUGUUGAGGAUGGACGCCUGGUGCUCAGGCAGCACGGUCUGGUCUGGCUGGAUGAGAAUCUCUCUGUGAGCCACGGCUGUCGUAGUUUCAUCCAGGUGUGUCUGCGUAUGAACACCACAGACGGCUCUGAAGGUCGUGACCUCAGUGGGGUUAGGGUUGAGCAGCAGGAGGGAAGGUCGCUACAGAGCGUGAGCAUCAGCGGGGUAGCAGAGGUUGCCCCAGGUCACCUGAUCUCCAUCUUCGUCCGGAGUGCCAACCACCACUGUAACCAAAGCAGUGAAGGUCUGCAGCUGUACAACCCUUCAGCAGCUCCACUCAGUUUCUUCUGGCUCUCUCAUGACACCGGGGCUGUUGCCAUGACAGCACAGGCCAUGGUAUCUGCACACUACCAUACAAACUAUCGCCCGGUCUUCCGCACCACCUCCACCUCUGAUCCUUACGUAGUGGGGCUGACUCAUGAUGGUCGUGGGAUCCGUUUUGCAGAAAGUGGCACCAUCCGUUUUGUGUUUCAGCAGGCGUUGUACUCCAUGGGCCAGGCGUGUGUAAGCGAGGGCUUCCAGCUGUUGGUUUACCUCAACCAUAAUGGAACCGGUAUGGAGCUGUGCCGUUCCUUUAAACCAGGGGUCCACUAUCGAGACACAUCCAUUUCCCUGUCUGGAGCGGCUAAAGUUGGCCCUGGGGACACACUGGGCUUUGAGAUUCUCUCUCCUGCUCAGUGCAACGUACGUUUCUUUGGUGACGAGACAGGAAUCAGUACCCUCAGCUUGGUCUGGGUUCCUGCUGCUAUCUCUUCCUCUCUGUCUGCCACCGUGGCCCACACUGGCCUUCCCUCAGGAGCAGUUCGAAACAAGCCACUGUUCUUCCGCCAGACCAGCGCUCAGGUGUCCCAGAUGGGACUGCUAGGGAAGGCAUCCACAGAUCAGAGACGAGAUUUUGUCUUCAGGGAGAGUGGCACAGCCAGUGUGGCUCUUGAUCUCAAACUUAUUCACUCCUGCAAUCUGGUCAAGGUGACUCUUCUAAGGCGAAGUGAUCCAGAAGGGUCAGGAGGAGGUCGGGAGGCAGAAGGAGUGCGACCCGUCCCUCUGGCCCAGCAGGUGGGUGGUCAGAUGCCUGAAGGUAGUCAUUGGGCCAGUGUGAGCCUGCGGGCGUCCUUCCAUGUUCAUAACAGCACAGCGGUGUUCUUCACGUUGGACUGUGUACGUGGACGGGUCAACCAGAUUAGCCACCAAACAGGAAGUGGAGUGUCAAUCCUCUGGGUGGCAGCAUAACAUAUAAAAGACAAAGCUUUAUGAUGUUGUUUUUUAUAUGGUUUCCAGUUCAGUAGACCACUUAUAUGAUGGACUAGUUUCAUUGAUUUGACUUUAAAGGACUGUUGUGUCUGACAUUUGUUUUCUUGCCUUGAGUUAGAUGAGGAGAUUGAUAUCAUUCUCAUAUCUGCCUGUUAAAUAUGCUUAUCUUAGCAUAAAGACUGGAAACAACAGGAAAAGGCUAGCCUAGCUUUGUCCAAAUGUGAUAAAAUACACCUGUUAGCACCUGUAAAGCUCACAAAAUAGUACUUCCUGGAUGUAACUCAAGUCCUAUGAGUACGUGCAUAGCCCUCUACUUAUUGUCGCCCAUUGUCUGUGGGCACCCGAAGCUCUACGAUUUAAUGUCUUUACUGUAGAGAGACAAAACAAAAAAGGAGAGGGCUUGGAGAAGAGUGAUAACAAUAGGACUAAAUGGUCCCCAGUUAGUGCUCCCAUUAGCUGUUAUGGGGAAUAUUUUCAAGUUGCAAAAAAAUCCCCAAAAUACUCCAGCUGCCAAAUUCACGCGAGAAACGUCAGGCGAACAUUAACUUUGCGUUUGGUUUAAAAAACAUUAAAAGCAACAAGGUGUGGUUUUAUGCCAGGCUAGCUGCUUCCCCUUGCCCCCUGCCUUUGUGCUAAGCUAAGCUAAUCGUCUCUCCUGGCUGUAGUUUCAUAUUUAACAGACAUAUAUGACAGUGGCAUUGAUCUUCUCAUUUAUUCUAACUCUGAAUGAGCAAAGUUCCAAAACAUUGAACUUUUCACUUAAGCUGCUUGAUUUUAUAGUGAGUAGCCUACAGCUAAACGCUCAAAUAUGGACUUUAAUAAAAUAAAUGUAGCUUUAUGCAUCAACAACUGUAUUUAUAUAAUGCAAGUAUUAGUACUGUGUAAUGAUUUUCGCAGAAGUACAAAUGAUGGGUCUAAACAACUGUAUUCACCUUCUAAUACUGUCGAGUUUUCUGCUUUUUUAUGUUCAGAAAUUCCAUGUGCUGUACUUUGUCUGUCUUUUAUUUAUGUAAUUCAGUUACUCUGUUUGACGCCAAAGGACCUUCAAAUGAUUCCCACUGUGAAUACAGCCUUUUCUGCUGUCACAAGAAGAAGUUCACUGGUGCUGGUUUCAUUCAGGAGUGUGUUUUUUAAGAGCAUGUGUUUCCUGUUAGCUGCCAUUUUCUAAUGUGAAUAUCUAAUGCAUGCCUUGUUUAAUGACCAUAUUGUUGUUGUUUAGGCCCUAUUGACAUUACGCUGUCCUGGAGAGACAGCAUGCUAUUUCAAAUAUCAACACCUUAAGAUAUAGUUAUGCAAAUCGUAAUAAAGAGUAUAUUUGAUGUUUUACAUUAAUUACAAUAAAAAAUAAAAUAGUUUUGCUGGA
Molecule: messenger RNA, 4458 nt
Organism: Dicentrarchus labrax (European seabass)
Lineage: Eukaryota; Metazoa; Chordata; Actinopteri; Moronidae
Exons: 6
Coding region: 237-3074 (945 amino acids)
Molecular function (GO): protein binding; calcium ion binding
Source: RefSeq, a predicted model, not a curated record